Zeugodacus cucurbitae (melon fly) is the source of this 1857-nucleotide messenger RNA. It is a transcript of the gene U4-U6-60K, whose product is annotated as U4/U6 small nuclear ribonucleoprotein Prp4. The record is from RefSeq and is a predicted model, not a curated record. Lineage: Eukaryota; Metazoa; Arthropoda; Insecta; Diptera; Tephritidae. The transcript has 2 exons. The coding region runs from base 117 to 1742 and encodes 541 amino acids. Gene Ontology annotation, molecular function: protein binding; U4 snRNA binding; U6 snRNA binding. Gene Ontology annotation, cellular component: U4/U6 x U5 tri-snRNP complex. Gene Ontology annotation, biological process: mRNA splicing, via spliceosome.
CCGGCAAGUCAAUGAAAUUGGUGGUUUUGUGUAUUUUCUGAUUUUUGUUCAAUUUCGGUAAAAAUUAAGUUUAAAACGUUUUAUUCUUUUAUAUUAUUUCCUAAUUAAAAAGUAAUAUGUCCGAUGAUGAGGACAUUCAGUAUGUUAAAAGACAACGCACACUGCACUAUGGUUCUCUGGAAGAGGCCGAGAGAAAGCGCCAGACUGCUGCUGUUGCUGGGGCUACCUCCACCGUAACUGCAUCCACUUCAAGUGCUGCUGCUACGGUUACCAACCAACUUGAAGACAUUGAGUCUGACGAAGAUUAUGAGGAGGUAAAAAAACCAACUGCGCCUUCGUUACCGCCAACUUCUGGUGCACUGGCUAAUAAGAUCGACGAUGAUUACUUCGAUUUGGAAACAGAAGUAGCGAAGGACAAAGAAGCGUUGCUCAAAGAAUUUGAACGUAAAAAACGUGCACGUCAAAUAAACGUUUCCACUGAUGACGCGGAAAUAAAAGCUAACUUGCGACAACUAAAUGAGCCAAUAUGCUACUUUGGGGAGGGUCCAGCAGAAAGACGGCGACGUUUAAAAGAGUUAUUAGCUAGUUUAGGCGAGAAUGCGAUUAAACAGAAGCAAACUGAAGAGGAAGAGCGUAAACAACUGCAGAAAGAACAAGAAACAACUUGGUAUCACGAAGGACCGGAGGCAUUGCGAGUGGCGCGAAUUUGGAUUGCAGACUACUCACUGCCAAGAGCUAAAACACGUUUAGAACAUGCGCGCUCGCUAUUGGAUGUACCAAGCGCAACACGUGCUGGCCAAUUGGUAGAGCUACAAAAGCGUUUACAUGCCUUGGCACCGCACUGCAGUCAAGUGGGCGACACACGUCCAGUAAGUGGUGUAGCGUUUAGCGAAGACUCUAAAUUGAUAAUGACAUCGUCAUGGUCUGGAUUGUGUAAGGUGUGGACAGUAACAGACUGUAAGCUGCUAUUGACACUGCGCGGUCAUGCCAGCUAUGUUGGUGGUGUAGCAUUUCGACCAGGCGUGACGCAAGAUGAUAAUAAUGUUGUAGCAAUGGCUUCAGGUGGUCAUGAUGGGGCGGUCAAAUUGUGGGGCUUUAAUUCGGAAGAAUCACUAGCGGAUAUAACAGGACAUAUGCCACAUAGAGUUUCUAAGUUAGGGUUUCAUCCAUCCGGUCGAUUCUUGGCAACAGCUUGUUACGACUCCUCCUGGCGCCUUUGGGACUUGGAACAAAAAACUGAAGUUUUACAUCAAGAAGGCCAUGCCAAAGCAGUACACAGCCUUAGUUUUCAAAUAGAUGGCAGUGUCAUCGUAACAGGUGGUCUAGACGCAUUUGGACGCGUUUGGGAUCUUAGAACUGGUCGUUGCGUAAUGUUUCUUGAAGGCCAUCUUGGUUCCAUAUUCGGUGUGGAUUUCUCGCCAAAUGGUUUUCAUAUUGCCACUGGCUCUCAGGAUAAUACCUGUAAAAUUUGGGACUUACGUCGACGUCAGUCAGUUUAUACGAUUCCCGCACAUACCAACCUAAUAUCAGAUGUUAAAUACCAGCGAGAUGGUGGCAGUUUUCUGGUAACGUCCUCCUAUGAUUGCACCACGAAAAUUUGGUCAAAUAAAACAUGGCAGCCAUUAAAAACAUUAUUGGGACAUGAUGGCAAAAUAAUGGCUGUCGACAUCUCACCGGAUUCGCAACAUAUAGUAACAGCGUCUUUCGAUCGUACCUUCAAAUUGUGGGCUUCGGAGAGCUGAUGCUAAUAGCAACUGUUCUUUCACUGCCUUAUGUCUUAUGAUUUCGAUCAUUAUUUAAGAUAAAUAAUUACAAAAAAGUUACAUUUUUAAUUUUCGUACUGUUGAAUAUAAUAAU